AAAAAUGUGGGUCAGCGACAAUUGGUGCAAUUUCUGUUGAGAAAUAUGUAAAAUAGUAUUUCUUUCUUCUCACUCAGUUAGUUUCUCCUCCCAAGGUCUUGAAAGCCUUCUGUUGUUCUAACAGAAAGGGAGAAAGCCUUAAGACAGGAGGAGUAAUUUUCUAUAAUGCAGUGUCGAAGAAGUGCCAGACAUUUAGACUAGUGGUGUAGAGGUGAUAAAGAGGAUGAAAAAUUUUCUUACUAGCUCUCCAAGACAAAGAUUUUCUUUUUGAUAUUAAACUCAGGCUUGAAUAAUCUCCUCCAUUUUUACCCCAUCUGAGAUCCGCUGCAGGGUUUAUCUUUGCUCAUCAGCCUCCUGAGGAGAGCCAAUGAACGGAAGGCAGAGCUGCUUAGUAUGUUUCCUCAGCGUUCGCCUAGGCACUCAGCACAGGAAGCCUAGUGCUCAGAAAAGUCAGAAGGAGGAACCUCUCCAGCAUUGAGGAGUCAGGCGGCCAGGAGAGGAGCUGGGAGAGGGAAGAGAAAACACCAGCACUGGCUGCUGAGGAUGUAUGUGCAGUCAAGAAACACUCCCCAUGACCACAGCUAGACUGGCAGCAAGAGCAAUGGAGUGACGGAGCUGCCUGAGCCAUGAAAGCAGGAGCUGAUAUGGAGAUUGCUGGAAAGGCUGUGUGUGUCUUCGUGCUGCUCACUAUCAUCAAGCUCAGAAGAACAGAGGGAAUUCACAGACUGUCAGCAGAUCUGGGUCACAGCACUGUGAUAACCUGCCCUAACAAAACAAAUAUAACUAUGGUAACAUGGAAAACAAGCCCCAAGGCUGGAGUCCAAUGCAUCUUGGCAUACUUGAUUGAUAAGAACAAGACAGAAAAAACCAACUGCAGUGACAGAAUAAACUGGAGAUCCAGACCAGACUGGGAUCAUGCACUUGAAAUCCAGCAAGUAGUAAUGGCUGAUGAGGGAAAUUACACCUGCGAAGUGGUAAAUGUGGAUGGGAAUUUCCACAGCCUGUAUCACCUGACUGUGCGAGUUUCCCCAAGAAUGGCUCUGUACUGCGAUGACCACGGGAACCCUGUGUGCGAGGCAGAGACAUUGAAGCCGGCUGCCGAGAUCUCGUGGGUCCCAGAGAGCAACUCCACACUCAGAACAGACAGUCACGAUAACGGGACAGUGACAGUUCUCAGCAGGUUUGCAGCACAUAGCACCAACGGGAGGAAUCCUACCUGCAUUGUGUCCCACGCAACUCUGAACGAGACCAAGUCCAUAGACUGCUCCUCAUCACACAGAUAUCUUAUCCUGUGUAUAGCCAUCGUUCUUGGUUUCCUGAUCAUCAUCAUCUCUGUGGCUGUCAUGUACUAUUUAAAGCUCAAUGGUUACAGAUUCUGUCACACAACCAAACCACCUGAUAUUGUUCCUACAUAUUCCUUGCAGGAUGACACAGUGGAGGUGGAACCGUAUACUACUUAUGUGCAGAAGGAAAACGUGAUUUACAACUCAGUAUCUGAUCUGACAGUGAGGCAGAAUCUUCCACAAGGACAGUCACCAGCAACAUGAGUGAUUCAGCAACACUGGAAAGCGGAGAGACAAUUUCUAUUACUAAGAUGAUUCACAGAAAGAAAUUUCUCAAAGCAUUUUGCCAAAGUGGGAGGCAACAUAGCUCACUAGGUCUCUUUAAAGACCUGUGUUUAUUGAUGAGUCUGCAUAGUUUUUUUGUUUCUUUUUCCCCCUCUUUUUUGCCUUAUUCCUUGGUAAAGGAAAGAGGUGUCCUUUUUUUCCUAGGGAAAAUCUGACUGACCUCAAGACAUAGUUUUUCCUGGAAAAAAUAUGCUACUAUUUGUUUUCCCUUUGCUGUUCUUGCAUUGGACAUUCUAGUUUUGUUGGUCACUUCUAGGCAUUACUUUGAUACACUUGACACUAUGUUGCACACAUUUGGGAGAUGUGAAGAGUGUUUAAGUCAAACACCCUUCAGUUAGCAGCCACUUUUUUCUAAUUGACAAAUGAGUAACAUAAUGGCUCUGAGUACUCAUCAUCACAGAACAUUUUGCCUAGCAAAAAGUACCAGUAGGGAAGACCUUCAAUCUCUCUGUUCUGAAAAUGGAAAUGAGUCACGAAUUUACAAGUUCAUUCACUAAAAAAAGAGACAUCACUAGCAUGCUGAUUUAACUCGUUAGGUUUAUGUUCAGUAUUUCCAUAAACCUGUUCAUUGGGUUAGUCAGAUUAUUGCUUUGAUUACUUUUCUAUAAGAUUAUCUGGAGAUGGGGUCUUCUUAAAUGUGUUGGCAUUAAGGUACUGUAAAAGAAUUACGUUACUCAAAUCUGGUAAGCUAUUUUUUAACAGAAAUUAACAUCAAAUAUUUCACAAUGAAAAGUUCAAAUAUAUUAUCUAUAAUUGUGCAAUAAUGUACUAAAAGGACAAAACUCCUGAUGAUUGUGGUAUUUAUUUUAAAUACAACUGGAGAUAUUUUCACUCAUAUGUCUAGAUCUUUCUUUCUUUUUUUUUUUUAAUGUAACUGCAAGUCCACUUUGUUGUAUGUAAAUUAGCUUGUAUAUCUUAAGGUGUCUCACGUUAAGGUGAUUUCUUCUCAUCUUCCCAAAACAUAUUUUCAAAAUAAGUAAUAUAUAGAUAUAAAUUAGCAGCUCUCAAGAUUUUUUGACUCAUGUCUUGCUAGCUAAAGUAUAAACUGGUUUACAGUAACAGUAAAAGGAUUCAUUUG
Molecule: messenger RNA, 2706 nt
Organism: Phasianus colchicus (ring-necked pheasant)
Lineage: Eukaryota; Metazoa; Chordata; Aves; Galliformes; Phasianidae
Product: cell surface glycoprotein CD200 receptor 1-A-like
Biological process (GO): regulation of neuroinflammatory response
Cellular component (GO): external side of plasma membrane
Molecular function (GO): signaling receptor activity
Source: RefSeq, a predicted model, not a curated record